GAGCGGCAACUGUCAGCUGCAAAAGAGGCCUGGACUUGAAUUUUAAAGUGGUGUGAUUCUCAGAACGUUGGGUGCAGCUGACUGCAGGAGGAAUCACAUGGUGCCUAAAACCAGCCCUUUGGCCUAUUCAGCCAGCCCCCCCCUCUCUCGAGCUGCAGCCAGAGCGAGCAGAUGGCAGCUGGAGAAAGAGCCGGGAAAAGGCAGCUCUCCUUGGGCAAGGCCGCCUGCAUCCUCACCGGGGCAUCCCGGGGCUUCGGCCGGAGCCUGGCCCUGCUGCUGGCCCCGUGGCUGGAAACUGGCUCCGUCCUGAUCCCGGUGGCCCGAUCGCAGGGGGGCUUGGCCGAGCUGGAGGCUGAGCUGCGGUCCAGUUUCCCCAGCUUGAAAGUGCAUUCCGUGCAGGCUGAUCUGGGCACGGAGGACGGGCUACAGCUGGUGCUCCGAGCAGUCCAGGACAAGCUGCCGGGAGCAGCUGAUCUGGAGCGGCUCCUCGUCAUCAACAACGCGGGAUCACUUGGAGACAUUUCCAAAUCCUUUCUGGAUUUCACCAGCCCAGCCGAAGUCAACAGCUACUUUGCCUUCAAUGUCACCUCGGCGCUCUGCCUCACAUCCUCCAUCCUGAAGGCCUUCCCGGGGCACCCUGGCUUGUGCAAGACUGUUGUGAACAUCUCCUCACUGUGUGCCCUGAAGCCCUUCAAGAGCUGGACGUUGUACUGCACUGGGAAGGCCUCGCGGGACAUGAUGUUCCAGGUGCUGGCCCUUGAAAACCCGGACGUUAGAGUGCUCAGCUAUGCCCCAGGGCCGCUGGACACGGAGAUGCAGCAGCUGGCCCGCACAACGUCCGGAGACCCGGACAUGCGCCAGCAGUUCCUCCGCAUGAAGCAGAGUGGGCAGCUGCUGGACUGCGGCGUGUCCGCCCAGAAGCUAGUGGCUCUGCUGCUGGACGACACGUUCGCCUCUGGGGCACACGUAGACUUCUAUGAAAUCUAACCCGCCAGCCUGCUGCUCCCCCCACGCCACGGCCGCUGCUUCCGCAACUGAGCUGCCUAUAAAAUGCCCUCGGCUUUCAGAAGGGAAACCAGCUACGGGACUGUGACUCCCCUUUCAGAUAUGCACCGGGGGAGCGGACCGCCCACCGAGAGGGGCCUUGGCCGGGGAGCGGUGGUAGCGCUGGGGUUGCCGAGCCAGCAGUCCCCGGACGGGUCACAGGCGCAGCAGCACGGGGUUGGGAGGCGGCGCAAAGAGCGCGGUCACCCUGGCAACCGCCGCCCAGGGCGCCCCCCACUCCCAGCUGCCUGCCCGGCCCGGUAGCGCGUCUCCUCCCCCUCCUACCUCCCCUGCCCCGCCCCAUGUUGAGCCUCGGGCGGUGGAGGUAGUUGCCGCAGAUGCUACCGCGCAUGCUCAAAUGUCCGGCCCCUGUCGCAGCGAGGUGGCUCAUCCCCGGGGCGGGGGGCUGAGGGGGGGGCUACGCCGGGCGAAGUGACCAGGCCCAGGCCAGGGUCUCGGGCUUGGCGGCCGCCGGCGGCGCGGGGCAGGGCCCUCGCAAGGCCGCAGCCACCUGCAGCGGUGCCCGCUGAGCCCCGCCCUCUGUCGCGUUACCUCGCCUCGGCAGAGCCGGGCCAGAGCGAGUAGUUGUUUAAACGGGCAAGUAAAAUGUCAUUGAUUAUUGGUGGUUAUUGGAUCAGUCAGCGCGGCAAAGGGGGAGCAGGGGAUCUCGUGUCAACAUCCGUUCCAGGAAGUCUCUCAGAACUGGAGAAGUCUGUGGAAAAAGAAUCAAUCAGGUCAAGCGACUUAUGGAGUCAGGUCAAAGAUUACACAAUAGUAGGUUUAAAAAAAGAAGAUUCCUGUGCUUGAUUAGGUGAAAAAUCAGGUGUUCCCAAACAAAAAUUUAACGGGGGAAGGACUCCCUUAUGGAUAUUCUGCAGUACUUCAUGUUAACACUAGGUGCUAUAUUUGCACAUUCGUGUACUGUAGGUCUUCAUUUUUAUUGGAGUUGGCAAAUGGGGAGUAUGGGAUUGUCUCUCCUUGUCCCCAGAUUUAUGUUAGUUUUUGCCUCUCUCUGUUCUUUGCUCCGCUGUGUGUGGUUUGCAAGAAAAAACUCAUCAGAACUCUUUUUUUCUGAAGUGACAAUAUAUGUCCCUUCAGAAAUUAGGAUUUUAGUAAAUUAAUCCUUGUUCCUACUGGUCACAGAGAGGGAUUGGGGAAAAUGGCACAAGGCAGCAAAUUUGAAAACAAUUCAGAAUGAAUCUCCAAUUUCCACUGCAGACAUCUGGUACAGCUGGUAUUUGAAGAUGAGUAAAUCUGCACACACUUAAAAACAUUAGAUCUGAACACCAUUGCAAUGUUUUAAUCAUUUUUAAUAGGGGGUCAUUGAUAUGUACAACUCCCAUUAACAACGGGAUCUGGAUGUCUAAUGUCACAUGCUGGACAUUUAUUUCUCUAUAUCAACAUCAAAAGUAGGUACCAAGUAAUCACAACUUACACAUCUAUUUUAAUGUCACUAAUUUGUUUUCGUAUAGGGAUAAUUUUCACAGUUUGAGUUCACUUACAGCCAGAUUCUGCCAAGCCUGUUUGCAUUAAGUAGUACUUUACUGCAUGAGUAAUUUCACUGACUUAAUUGGGGCUACAUGAGGGAUGAGGCAUUACUUAACUAAAUACAGGUGGCAGAAUCUGGCCAUUAGUACUUAGUCUAUAAAACUGUCUAUAUUUUGAAAGAAGAGGUGAAUUCUGCUUAAUCUGGUCAACUCAGUACUGCACUAGUUGAUCAUAGUAACAGUUAAUUGUAGUAAUGGAGCACUGAAUCCUCAGUUGCAACUGAGCUGAAGUCACAUGGCUGGAGGGAGUGCUGAUCAUAGGUACUUUUAUGGUCGGCAUUCUGGUCCCAAGGUCUGCAGUAAAUCAAUUCACUCCCCCAUCCCAAGACAAUUUAGAGAACUCAAAGGCUAUAAAUUGUGCUGGUUGGUAAUUGCCCCCAAGGGGUCACCUCAUCAGCCAUGGGUCACUCUGAGGGAGGAGUGCAUACACAGAGGGAGGAGGGCAGAACUGGCUUUGUGUCACCUAAGGAUUCUCUGGGGCCAAAAUCUGGUCCUGAGAUUUUAAUAUUAGUGUUGCAAAGGCAAAAAACUAACAGCAAUUUCUACUAGUUUUAUCCUGUUAAAUUAACAUUGCACUCUUAGUGGGAUAAUUCACAAAGCUAUAAAAAUGAUUUGGUUUUCAGCAUCUGGAGUGAAAUAAAAAGAAAAAUGUUGUAACUUUUA
Molecule: messenger RNA, 3254 nt
Organism: Mauremys mutica (yellowpond turtle)
Lineage: Eukaryota; Metazoa; Chordata; Testudines; Geoemydidae
Gene: SPR
Product: sepiapterin reductase
Exons: 2
Coding region: 172-987 (271 amino acids)
Biological process (GO): tetrahydrobiopterin biosynthetic process
Molecular function (GO): sepiapterin reductase (NADP+) activity
Source: RefSeq, a predicted model, not a curated record